AUGUAUGAAAGAUAUAUUGCUUAUGGAGAUCAACUUUACCUUUAUGAACCAAUGCUUGCUUAUCAUUGUUAUGAGUUUGGUAGUCAAUCAAACAUACAAAAUAAUAUAGUUUUAUCAAAAAAGACUUUAUUAAGACAAGCGUUGGGAAAUACCAUUGAUGACCGUGAACUUCAAAUUAGUUAUAUUAAAGAAAUUAUCAAAAAAUAUUAUUUGUCGGGUCAAAAUGUUUUCAAACAAAACCCAGAAUCAGCAAAACAAAUAUUUCUUUUUGUAGUUGAUAUGAUCGAUUUGUUAAAUGCUUUCAUCCCUCUUCCAAAUGAAUUUCAACAAGUUAAAAAUUUUAUUGUACUUUCUCAUUUUAUCCCUGAAGGUGUUAGUCUUGUGAAAGAUGUCUUAACUCCUCAACAACCUAUUCAAAAUAAUUCUUCUCUUAAUCAACAUAAUACCAAUCUUUUCCCAGUUCCAAACUCUCAAGUAAUUCAACAGAAUUUAUUUCCUACUCCUUCUCAACAAACACAACAACUAAAACAAAACUUAUUUCCUGUUCCAGUCGAACAACAACCAGUUAAUCAAAAAAAAGAACAAACAAAACAAAAUUUGUUCCCAGUUCCUUCUCAACCAAAACAGCAAUUACCUCAACAAAGUAUUAAUUUAUUCCCAACCCCAAGUAAUUCUACUAAAGAAAAUACAAUCCCUGUUUCUUCUCAACAAACCUCAUCAACAGAAGAAAUAAAACAAAAGACAUUUACUAUUAGUACUAAUCCACAAACAACAUUACCAAUACCACCAUCAAAUCAAUUACAAAACCAAGUUCAUACACAACCAAAGAAAAAUGAAAAGAUAGAAUAUAAACAAUCUCCUCUCGUUAAUACAAUUCAAAGUCAAAAUCCAAUUCUCUUACAUAAAGUUAAUAUUAAAAAAAAUAUUAAAAUUGAAGAUAUAGUAAAUGCAUGGAGUAUAAUUAAUAAAGCCAAAGACUCAAUGCAAAUUGGUGCAAUAGAGAAAACAAAACAAAAAAUUUUAGAGGCAUUACAACUGCUUGAAGAUUAA
Messenger RNA from Entamoeba nuttalli P19, 1050 nucleotides. RefSeq lists its product as hypothetical. NCBI's taxonomy places the organism in Eukaryota, Evosea, Mastigamoebida, Endamoebidae. The transcript has a single exon. Bases 1 to 1050 code for a protein of 349 amino acids. The record is from RefSeq and is a predicted model, not a curated record.